AUGAAGAAUGUUCAAAUAGCGUUACUACUAUGGUUGGUUUCCUUUUUUUCAUUUACAUACUCAAAACAUACACCAUCAGAUUAUAUAAAGGAGUUCAAUGAUUCUGCAAUAAAAUUGACGUUGGAAAAGACAACAUACUCCCUAAUCUAUUUUUAUUCCGACUCAUGCAAGUAUUGUCAAUUAUUCAACCCAGUUUUUGAAAAUUUAUGUACUUUGUACAAUGAAGAUAGUGAAGCAACGGGGUUUCAAAUCUUAAAGACAAACGCUAGAGUUAACAAGAAGCUAAGCAAACUUUUCGGUAUACGACACUAUCCCACUUUGAAACUUUUACAUUACCCAUCAAAGGAGAUUUUAGAGUAUGAGGGUAAACGAGAUUUACAUUCAUUGAUUGAUUACAUUGGAUCUAAAACGACAUUAACGCCCAAUUAUGAAAAUUUUAAAUCAGAAGUCAAGAAUAUUGAGAAUCCCAAGGAGUUGCUUGAGAACAGCAAAGACAAGUUGGUGAUUUUCAUAAUGAGCCAUUUGAUCGAUUGGCAGGACUAUCAUUAUCCAUCGCAUUACAUCCAACGGAUCUCAAACACGUAUGAAGAUAUCGACUUUUACGUCUAUCAUGGGGAUGAUCUAAACCAUGCUGAAUUAUUGCCACAGUUUGGCGUUAGUAAUUUCCCCAGUUUGGUGUACAUCAGAAACGGUGAAUUCAAAAGCUUCAAUACGGAACCGCCAGCUUAUCAGACGAAUGACAAAUUUAAUGGAGACAAAAUUAUAAAGUUUAUUGAGUCAAUUGAUCUGGAUGGUUCGUUGUGGCGGUCUAUAGAAGCUGUGAGUGUGGCCCCAGUCAUUGGUACUGAGCAAUUUGAGGACGAUGAAGAUUCUGAAGAAGAUAUAGAGCAUAUAGAAUUGUGA
Lodderomyces margitis is the source of this 903-nucleotide messenger RNA. RefSeq lists its product as uncharacterized. The coding region runs from base 1 to 903 and encodes 300 amino acids. Gene Ontology annotation, biological process: protein folding. The transcript has a single exon. Gene Ontology annotation, cellular component: endoplasmic reticulum. Lineage: Eukaryota; Fungi; Ascomycota; Pichiomycetes; Serinales; Debaryomycetaceae. The record is from RefSeq and is a predicted model, not a curated record. Gene Ontology annotation, molecular function: protein disulfide isomerase activity.